UGUGUUGAUGGACGAUCCCUAAUGGCCUAGCCCCUGCCUGAAGUCAUCUCUGGUGUGAACGUGCACAUGUGUGCGCUCCUUAUGGAGCAAUUGAAAAGGAAUUCCCUCUCACCACCCAGCUGCUCUGAGAGAGAGGGAUAGAAAUGAGCUGCUUGGUGGCUUCUUGGCAUGGAGACCUCCAUCUAGUCUUUCUAAGGAAGAGAACCCCUUCCAACAGAGACUGGGGAAAGCAGUCUGCCUGAAGUUCUGUGGAUGAAGUCACAAAUCCAAAGGUGACAUCAUAGUUGAGUCUGUUGAUGGUCUUGGGUGAAGUCGCAAGUGGAUACACAGCAGGAACAGGGAGAAUGUCUACCUCUGAAAAGCUGAGCAGCUCUUUGAUAGGCUCAGAGACUCAUAGGAUCAGUAUUCAUCCCUCUGUGGCAUGGGUAGACAACGAUUCUGAAGAUGAAGGAAGCUUUAAACAGAAUCAAAUGGGGCAAAAGAUCACUGGACUUCUGAGCAAAUCUGUCUCGAACUGCUCGUCUCCCAAACAGAUACUGAGUUUCCCAGAAUCCACUGAUACCUCCCGUGCACAGCAAGUUGAGGACAAGAUCAAUUAUGAGCACUUGCAAAAAUUGGAGCGAUUGUUCCGGGAAGCUGACUUAGACAAGGGUGGAGGGCUGGAUAUUAAGGAGUUCCACAAGGCAAUGAAGAAGAUAAUGGACAAUAUUACUGAAGAAGAUAUUGAUAUCAUAUUUAUGAAAAUUGACACUGAUUGUGAUGGCUCCGUGGGCUGGGAAGAAUAUCUGAACUAUAUAUUGCGAGAGUACAGAGGAAAGGAUGACAUGCUGAAAAGCAAAUCUCCUCUGCAAUUUCAGACACCCGUGAAAAUCAUUCCAGUGAUCCAAGGCCAGGAAAUCAUCAAGGUGCAGUUUUUCCCAAGCCAGGGCCGGGCAACGGACAGGAAUGAAAAGGCCAAGAAAAGUAGUGAUUGGAAUCUGACAGGGCGAUUCCUGACAGUCAGCAGGGAUGGAAUCUUACUCUACUGGAGUGACACCUUCAAACUGCUCCGCACUGUCCAGCUUGACCAGUCUGGACGACGGCCCAGUCAGCAGAUGUGGGUCACUGACAUGGUGUGUCUGUCUAAUAUCAACCUGUUGGCGAUAGCAUCUACUGAUCAGAUUAUAGAAUUCUUUGAUAUCAGUGGCAACAAAUGUGACAGGCUCUUUUCCCUUGUUGAGCUUGACAGCUGUGUUACGGCCUUGGAUUACUGGACAGAUGGGUACAAAGGAGUGUUUUGUGUUGGUGAUGUGAAAGGAAACAUUCUGAUCUUCACCUCACUGGAUGUUGUAGCAAAUGGGAUCUUCAACGUCCGUCACUAUAUAACUAAGCCAGGUGUCUUAGCCAGAAUACCAGUACAUCUUCUCCUGAAAGGAAAGGCCAGUCUAUACAGAAAUUUCCGAGUGCCUGCUCUCCAUGGGGACUGGUGCCACCAGAUAAAAUUCAUUCCUCAGCUCAAUCUUGUUGCCUCCUGCUCAGCAGCUGAUAAGAGAGCCAUGGUGCUUACUUCACUUCCACUACAUACCAUGGGUAAACCCCAGUUAUCAACGAUUGCUUUAAGGAAAGGCAUUCUCUGCUUCGAUUAUUCACCUGAGAUGAACGUGCUUGUGACCGGGGGAUUGGAUCCACUGGUUAGAAUAUGGAAUCCAUUUGUUACCAACAGCCCCAUAACGCUGAUGAAAGGCCACGUUACUGCUGUGACUCACAUAAUAGUGAAUGGAAAGAGAAACACCAUCCUCAGCAUCUCCAAAGACAAAAAUAUCCGUGUUUGGGAUUUGCUAGAUCACUUCUGUCUCCAGUCCAUUCCUGGCAGGAGUAUUUCAUUAGGGAAUUGUCCGAUUGUUGAUGCCUGUUACAGCGUUUUAAACAAUAUGCUCAUCUGCACCACUUUCUCUAUUGGAAUUUUCUAUGGAGAGGUAGAAUUUAUGGAAACCAUUAACUCAGAAGUCAAAUCCCAUGACCAGCCGGUAUGUACAGCCCUGUAUAACAGGAACUUCAAACAGGUGGUGAGUGGUUGCCAUCAUGGGAUGGUCAGAGUCUGGGAUAUCAUGACUGGGCAAAAGAUGAUGCAGUUUAUGACCUCAGAGGGCAAGCACACUGAAAUAACAGCAAUGGCUUUUGAUGGGCCGGAGAGACGUCUCAUCACUGCUUUGAAAGAUGGGACAAUCAAGUUCUGGAACUUCAACAAUGGGGCCUGUCUGCUUGAGAUGCCUCACUUGGAUAAAACGGAGAUCAGUGGAAUUCUGUAUAUCAAUCUGAAGGUAUAUGUGACUGGCUGGAGUAAGAGAGUUACAUGGUACCUAGAUGUUAAAGAAGAUGAGGUAAUUGAAUACAAACACUGGAAAUCCUACCACUCAGAGGACGUCUUAUCUAUAGCCAAAUAUAAAGGUCAACUCUUGGCUACUGCCUCCUGCGAUGGAGAUGUAGUGAUCUGGAGUACGGACUCGGGACAGGCACUCUGCAGGUUUAACGCAUCCCAGAGUCCUUUGACCCUUAUGCCAAACAGGGUGUUUAUUGAGAGCAAGGAAGAUCCCGGCAGAGGAAAUAUCCCAAAGAAACCAUCAGUAUCAGUAAAGCUCAGCAGUUAUGCCGAGUCUGGGAAAAAGCGCUGGGCAGACUCGAGGACUAGCUUGGCAACUAGGCUUUCAACUACUGAGAAUCCUUCUGUUUCCUUUUUUGGCCAAUGCAGAAAUUUGGCUCCUGCUCCAUCUGUUAUAAGACAGUCCAGAGAAAAGCAGCUGGAUGAAGCUAAAGGGCAGCAGGCAGUCCAGCCUCCAGGAGGGGAAAAUACUGACAUAGAAAGUGAUUCUCCCAAAGACCAAGAUGCUGCUGAAACCAGCAACCAAGAGCAAAACUAUCCAAAUUGGCAGGAAGAGUUGAAGGGCCUCCCAGCUGCUGUGGAAAAGAUACUUUUCCUGGAGACACGUGAGCAGUCUCCUGACACAGCCAUUUUGCUAACCAGCUCUGCAGGUGGCUACAUCUAUGCCUGGUCAGUCUGUAGUGAAGGGGGGAUGUUGGGCAAAUUUCAGGCAGUACAUGGUGAUGUAAAUGCAGUAGUCGGUACCAUGUCCACGGAUCCAGAGGACUUCAUCUUGUUGACUGGAGAUUCCCUAGGUUAUAUUAAGAUCUGGGAUAUCGAGAAUUACUGCAAAUCAAAAGAGGUAAAGAAAGUUUCCAGGGCAGUAAAAACAGAAACAUCUCGCAGAAAUGAGAACAUGUUUCGUGACUUAAUCCCAAAAUACUGCAGAGUUCCUGUCAGAAAAAAUCCAUCUAUGGAAACUGAGGUCCUGGAUGGCUGGAGUACCACCCUCGUCCCCCCAGAUCUUCUAAACUCUUGGAGGGGUCAUCUGAAGAAUGUAUCCCACAUUGUGUAUGUGGAAAAGCUCAAACUGAUUGUCACGUCCAGCUAUGACUGCAAUGUCAAACUCUGGCUGCUCUCAGGCAGGCACAUAGGGACCUUUGGGCAGUCACUGUGGAACGUUGGGCUCCAGUAUCUGAGGCCAGCUGAGGUGCCAUCGGAAAUCCGAAGAGUUGGUUCCACUCAAACCCUGAAAGUGCUAAAUGAGGGCAGGUUCCCUCACUGGGAAGGUACUCGAAGCAUUAUGCACACACUUAACCAGCAGAGACGGCAGCAGUCCAUGAUGACGAAUUUAUUACAAGGAAAAUCAGGUCUAAUCUCAGAUGUUAAUCCGAACAUUCAAAAAAUGAUCCAGAAAGAGAAGCGACUCACCCGUUACAUGGAUGAACAAAUUGAGGCUGAGUGGCACCAGUGGGAAGAGAAGGGGAAGCUGAAGAGUGAGAUCCUGGGCUCCUCCUACAAGCAAAAAGUGAGACGUCAUUUAUCUGAGUUCCUCCCAGACGUAAAGGCCUGUGUUACUCACAAAGAUCAGGCCAGGAUCUAUCACUGUAUCCAGUAUGCUGAUCUGCAGGAUGUCACUUCUCCUCCAGUUCCUGAGACGUUGGUAGAGAUGCAACAAUGUCAACUAAACUUUAGGAGAAAAUCAAGGUCAGGAAAAAACUUAUCUACUGCCAUUUCUCACAAGCUAAAUCUGAAAACAAAGUAAACUGUACAAGGACUAAAGAUGAUGAAGGUUUUGGGCCUUGUUCUCUGGGGCUUGCUGAUGCCAAUGCAAGUUUCAGGCACAGGACGCUGCCUUGUCCCUCGAGAUUCAUAUGAAAGGGCUUGUGAAGAGUCAGUAGCUGGCCUCUUCAAGCAUGAAAUGGAGAGACUCAAAUUCCCAGAAUCAACAAUUACCUUAAUCACUAUCAAUGGGUUGCAUGUUGCUGAAGCCACUGUGCUCCCAGUGAAAUCCAAGUACAUUCCUGGAGUUGGGGUCAAGGUGGGAUUUUCUGCUAAACUCAAAAUCCUUGGCACUUGCUGGUCUAUCCUCUUGUCUGGCCUGACCACCAUCAAUGUGCGUGUAGACUGCAGUGCGCUUGUUCUGCUGCCUAAGUAUUUGCCGCUUACCACCAGCGUUGCCAUCAAGGAUUGUCAAUGUGCGGUGGUUCUCAAGGACAUCGGUAUCAACCUGCUCGAUAUCAAUGUGAGCGUGACAGCCAGCCUAGGGAACAACAUCCUACUGGCGUUACAAGUCAAGACGCCUACAAUACUUUCAGCUUGUAUUUCCUUCGGGCAUUCAAAGAUGCUGAGUGAGAUUAACUCUGUUCUCCCAUUUGAGAAGGGAAAGCUCCUGUAUGUGGCUCAAACUCCAAAAGUAAAUGACCAAUUCAUUGAAAUUCCUGUACAGACGGAAUACGUGGCUGACAAUGGGAAGAAGAUCCCCAUUCUGCCCCUCUCGGAGGAUUUUGUGAUAUUGCCACAACUGAAUCAUACUUCUGAGGCCAUAGGAGAGAAUGUCAUCACUUCUAUCCUCUCCUACACAGUCUUCAAGAAACCCCAUUCCUUCUCUUGUACCCCUCAAACGUUUCUUGACACUCUCUCCCUGGAGCUGAUCCUCUCUGAACUGAUUGUUUCCAAGUGCCCAACCUGCACUCCAAUCUCUUCUUCACUGUUCAUUGUUACCAAAGUGGUCACACCUCUGACAGUCGGUCUGGAUGUGAACCUGUGCGCCAUGAAUCUCACUCUCAGCCUGCAGAUAAUGGAUAAAAAGGGAAACAAGAAACCUGUGCUCCUCAUUGCUUUGAAAGCAGAACUCGGUUUGGCUGCCACCCUCCAGCUGGUUGAAGGAAAGGUGCAAUUCACUGCAUCCCUGGACAGAUUGCAUUUCAAGCUGCUUUCCUCAGUCGUGGGCCCUGUCAUUAUUGUACGUCUUCAGGCACCCUUGAGAGCUUUCAUCCUGAAAAUUAUACUAAAGGAGAUCAACUUUUACCUCCACUUAGCAAAAAUCCCAAUCUUUAGAGCACCAGGAUUGAAGCCCAGCUUUGCUCAUUGCCACCCUUCUAAGCACUGUCUUGUGUGCCAUAAAAAACUCCAUAAAGGGUGAUGUACCAGGCGAGUGUGGUGCUGAUUCAUCUCUGACACUGAGGAGAGAGAAGAAAGAGUGGCACAAAUGAGGAGGUUUAAUUCAUGUUCCUUUUUCCAAAAUUUUGAUUCAACCUUUUUACUCUGGGGAAAAGUUGCCACAUCUAUUAUGGAAUUUCAGCUGAAGAAUGGCAGUAGAUCCAAUUGUCUCCUUGUUACUUGGAUUUACUAUUUUUCAAAUCAAAUCUGUCUUGAGUGAUGAGUUUCAGGGAGGGUUUGGGAUUGUGGUUAUUGUUCUAUUAGUUUCCUUUGGUUACUCUGUUAAUAAAUCAUUCUUAGC
Messenger RNA from Chelonoidis abingdonii (Abingdon island giant tortoise), 5801 nucleotides. RefSeq names its product EF-hand calcium binding domain 8 (gene EFCAB8). NCBI's taxonomy places the organism in Eukaryota, Metazoa, Chordata, Testudines, Testudinidae. Gene Ontology annotation, molecular function: protein binding; calcium ion binding. The record is from RefSeq and is a predicted model, not a curated record.